Molecule: messenger RNA, 725 nt
Organism: Truncatella angustata
Lineage: Eukaryota; Fungi; Ascomycota; Sordariomycetes; Amphisphaeriales; Sporocadaceae
Product: 39S ribosomal protein L53/MRP-L53
Exons: 2
Coding region: 294-593 (99 amino acids)
Cellular component (GO): mitochondrial large ribosomal subunit
Molecular function (GO): structural constituent of ribosome
Source: RefSeq, a predicted model, not a curated record
GUAGUAGACUAGAUUAGGUCAAGUUGAAAUUGCACCGCCACUAACUCACUCCGCAGCUCGCAGGCGCCACAGAAGCGCGAGCCAGGGCCAAGAAAUCCAUCGCAUGUCAAGUUGCACUCGGCGAGCACAUCAGGAGAGCCGGCACAAGCACAGCUCGACAAACCCGAAGACCGUCCUCUACAAAGCCAAUUGUCCCUCCGGAAAGCCCUGUAAGAGCGUCACAACCACAAAUCCUUGUAGCCUAGCAUACAGCUGAGCUGACCAGCGUCGGUUUGCAGCAAACCGCGCCCACCAUGAUUACCAGGUUCAUCACCGAGGUGAACACAAAGUUCAACCCCUUCUCCGCCGCCUCGAGAUCGACCCGGCUGUUCCUCGCAAACCUGCCCGCAAAUGCUCGAGCAAAUGGUGGGAUGAAGCUGUCCACAAGUCUCCUACCGCGCACAUCAACCGCGCCGCCUUCGCUCAUGAUCAAGUUCAAGGAUGGCAAGGAGAUGCAGCUGGACGGCGAGAAGCUGGGCAUCAAGGGUAUCAUCGAGGAGGUCGACAGGCAUUCGAGAGCCUUACAAAAACAGGCAGAUCUUACCGACGGCUAAGCGAGCCAUUUUGAUUGAGCGACAACGAAAAAUCACCAUUCGAUUCGGCAGGCGUUGGGGGGGGCGGACUCGUACAUAUCAAGGGACAAAUCUGUGUACACAGCUGUAUCAUUAUUGUAGAAAGAACAUACA